This is a messenger RNA of Coregonus sp. 'balchen', 3408 nucleotides long. The record is from the annotation of a GenBank genome assembly. Lineage: Eukaryota; Metazoa; Chordata; Actinopteri; Salmoniformes; Salmonidae.
AUGGCCAUCCUAAGUGUGACUUCUGCACUGAAUUCUGCUCAGGUAACUUUUUGAUUUAGGCAUUACAUUUUGUUAGUUCAUUCCUCUACACAAUAGACAUCAUACCCAUAAUAUAUUGUUUAUCUCAAGGAAAUACAGUAUGGUAACAAUAGUUUCAUAUAAAAUGCUAUCGUUAUUUUACUUUAGUUGAUUAGAGUGGAUAAACAUAUUCAGAGCAAAUGUCUCAUUGAUAAUUUGUGUGUUCGUGGGUGUUUGUGUGUCUUGUAUUUGUUUGUGGGAAAAGUUGAUCAGCACUUGACACAGGUGAAGGAAUGCCGCUGGGACUCAAACCGUGAGUGCCACUGUGACAGGGGCUUUUUCUGUGCCAGCACUGCCCAGUAUACCUGCAGGAGGUGUAAACCGUGCCCGCCCGGCACCUUCUCCAACACACCAAACCUAGCCAUGUCCUGCAAACCCCACACAGAGUGAGUCCACAGCUACAGAACACUGGUGCUGAGCACCAAAUGCACUGUACUGAUUCACAUGUUGUCUACCUAUAAAUAUCUAAAAUAUGAAACUGUAGCUCCCUCUACUGGAUUUUUGAGUCAUUUGAAACUACUACUUUUACAGUAAAUGAAAUGAUUAUUAGUACUAGUAGUAUCCAACACUGUACUUUCUCAUUUAGAUAACAAGUUAUCUCCUGGCUUCUCUCCUACCAGUUGUGGCCAUAAGGGAAUGACCAUGAUAACAGAGGGGACUGCCUCUCAGGAUCGUGUGUGUGCCCAGACUUCCCCCACCUCUCCUACAACUACUGCACCUCCACCUGUUCACAGCUCAGAGAUGGCCCUUCAUUCUGCUACAUCCAGUGUAGUCAGCACCAACAGAAAACUCCUCAUCGUGGGAUCCCCAUCUCCCCCAUCUCGACUGGUUAGGUCUCCUGAGGGUAUGGCUCUUAGGAAAACGUUCUCAUACUUGAGGGAAAUCCAAGCAUUUCCUGCUCUGUCCCCUGGAGCUCUUUAACAAGCUUCACCAGUCAAGCACUAGAGGUCUCACUGUCCCAUGAUGUUAUCCUGUCAUUUAAUCACACAAAUUCUCUAUUUAUUCCAGCCUAUCCUACAGCCCCAAUGUACGAAUCUGCAGACCGUUCACCAGCCUUUCUCACCAGGUCCUAUCUGUCCCAAGCCAGGAGCGACCCCUCCACCUCCCUCCCAACAAAGCUCACCACCAGGAGAAAGCCCCGCAAGAUGGACAGUGACACCUCACCUGCAGAGUCUGCCUCUGCGCCCCCUCUUACCACAGAAGACAAUGGUAUAGUUAUCAAAAGACUAGAGUAUCCCCUCUCUCAAUUUCUACUAGAUGUGACAAUUCAUAAUUAUUUCAGAAAUUAAUUUGUAGUUAGUGUAGGCCCUUAAAGGAUCUGUUAUAUUCAGUGAAAGUAACAUAACACUGACAUGGUAAACCACUACAGGCAGCCUGCUUCUGUCUCUGCCUUUCCAUAACAAUGAUACAGUACUUUCUCUCUGUUCACCCCAGACUCACCUCAUCUCCCAGCCCCAGCCUCUGGACAGAGCCCUCCCAGUCCCCCUUGGCUGCUGCUGAUAGUUGGGCUCCUAGGGGUGGUUCUGCUGCUGGUUGGUUACUUUGUCGUGUGUAGGGGGAGGUCACUGGAGUCCAUGCACAAGUGGAAAGGUGAGCGAGUAAAGUGGUUAGAUAACACAAACACAUAUGCAGUGAUGCAUGGAAUUUUUCUAUAAGACACAGUAAGUAGAUAAAUACACACAAUUAUUGACAAAGCUAACGCUAACACCACCUAUUCUCCCCUGCAGGGGGAGACAGUGAAACAUUGUGUGUAUACAAAUGUGAAAAACAAUGCAUUUGAAUUACUUUUAUACUCAGAGUCAAAUACUUGACCACUUAUAAAGAUAAUUUUGAUUCCUUUAGGUCCAAUAUUUGGGAAAUAUGUGAGUACAGAACUUAAUCUCUAUUUGCGUAAAGUAUGAAUAGAACUACUGUCCAUUGUUACUAGAAGUAUAAAUUUACAUUUAAAUUUUAGUCAUUUAGCAGACGCUCUUAUCCAGAGCGACUUACAUGUCGACUUCUCUACCGUUAGGACGUCCAGAUUUGUAUGGAAGUUCUAAGAGGGAGCUACAAAGCGUGGGAGUGCCAGCCUUGUCCUGCUGCCCUACAGACGGCUUCCUAUAAGCAGGCCCAGCUGCCACAGGAGAGAAUCCCACACCUAGAGGCCCAGCAUCUUCUGGGGAGGGAGACUGGGGGAGAUCCUAGACUGGAGUGUACAGGGUCGCAACCUCCAGGGGGCAUGCAGCAUGUCACAGUGGACCACUCUGGAGGAGAAAACAUUAGCAACAUAGUGGGUAGGUGUAGUGCAUCGCUUUGCACUGUAACUGAUAUUUUUAAACUGCAUGAAUGUCAUAUUAUUACACUGUAUCUUAUGUUUGCGUGCUGUACAGCCGCAUUUGGCCUGACAUAUUUUCUGCUACAUUGUCCGAUAACUAGGGCCUAGAGCCCUCAGACUCAACUCUGGACCUCGAAACGCUGGACCUUUUUUUCAUUGUUCCCCUUUAAUCAGGGAUUGAUUUAGACCUGGGACACCAGGUGGAUGCAAUUAAUUAUCAGGUAGAACAGAAAACCAGCAGGCUCCGGACCUCAUAGGGUAAGCGUUGAAUACCCUUGGCCUAUAGGUCCGGGAAAACUCAGGUCUGGAAAAUGUUUGUGACUCAAUGUUCUUUGCAAGGAAGUGAGUUUUAUUUUUUAAACUUGCGUCCGAGUUCACAUUUCCCCUUCCAGUUGUUUUCUUUGGUCGGGAGUUGAGACAUACUUCUUCUAGUUUGAACUUCCUGUUAACGUUUCCCUUCCAAGACACAGUAGCAUCAAUGCAGUGCUGCAGUGUAUAUUGUACAUCAGUGUCAGAGGUUAAUUUAGUGAAGAUACAGGAAACCAGAAUCAUGCACACAAAAACAGAAGCAUAUGCUGGUGAGUGAGGCCAGCUUUUCACUUCCUCUCUGUCAUAUUGUUAAUUUAUUACACUACCAAGUCCACCAGGUUUUAUAUCAGCAUUUACUGUUCAUAAUAGAUAUGAAUUUGUGUGUCACCUGUUUCAAUAAUUUCAUCUAAUAAUGUUUGUGCUUGUUGGUGUUUGAUUCAGGGUCCAUAUACAUCUACUCUCCAGGGACGGUUGUCCUGGGAUCCAACAAAUCAGGGAGGGAGGAGGAUCAAGGGGAGAGUGGAGGAGAGGGCUGUCCCCUCACCAGCACACCCCAGCAGGAGUCCUCCUGCCCCCUCCCUGGGGCCCCCGCUCUGGGGCCAGAGAGAAUGAGCUACCCCGUCCCAGCCACCAGCAAAGAGCUGAGCUACCCCGUCCCAGCCACCAGCAAAGAGCUGAGCUACCCUGUCCCAGCCACCAGCAAUUGA